ACAUCGCUGUCCACGGAUGCACUCCAAUAAUCCUUCAAGGAGAAAACGGAGGGCGCGUCGCUUGCAGUAUCGUCUCCACCGAUCACCAAAUAGCUUCAACGCUUGCACGCCGUGCCACAAGGCAAACACAACGUCAACUUUUACUCUUCGUAACACAGCGAUGACAUAGCAUCACAACAAGAGCACAAGAUAAGGCGACAAAUCACUGCGAGACUGAUCAGUAUCUUCCCGCAGCAACUGUAGCACGCUAUGGAAUACAGUUUCGUACCUGCAUGUCUGAUGCUGCACGUCAGUUUUCUUCGGUCCGAAGAUUCAACGCAGCCUGAUCAGCGCCGUUGUUUGUCGCACAAGGAACGCCAAAGCGUGGCUAAGCCGCGUGGAACCUGGAUGCUGGGAAACGGUCAGCGGAGAUUACCAUCAACAGAGCACAGCAGGAGCAGCGAUUCAGGAGAUGCAUGGCAAGCUACUCCAGACUGUGCCGUGGGCCGGUCGACUUGAUAUGUGGGUGUAGGAUCCUCAACUCGACUGCGAAUGUCUGCUCGACAACAAGAAGCGACUUCUCGAACCGAACGUGGUUUGCUACCUAGGUACCCAGGUAGGGCAAUUUCGGUACUGCAACCAGGCGAUUGCGUCCGCGAGAAUGCCACAACAACGUGGAAGUUGCCACGAAUACCCAAAGACCCUAACAAUGUGCGC
Macroventuria anomochaeta is the source of this 696-nucleotide messenger RNA. RefSeq lists its product as uncharacterized. NCBI's taxonomy places the organism in Eukaryota, Fungi, Ascomycota, Dothideomycetes, Pleosporales, Didymellaceae. Bases 250 to 498 code for a protein of 82 amino acids. The record is from RefSeq and is a predicted model, not a curated record. The transcript has a single exon.